AUGCCUCUCACCGUCGCGCGUGCCAGCAACUGCACGUCGUCCGGGCACACCCGCGUGGCGGUCUGUGCUCUCCGCCCACCCACACACCGAAGAUCCCCACGGUGUUCCCCCCCUUCUCUCUCCCGCGGGGAAUACACAUUCGGCACUAAACCCUCGCCACCUGACGAACCUCCGCCGCUCGUGUGGGAUCCCGUGACAGCCCGCCGCACCCGACACCCCGCUCCGCGGUCCACAUCCGCAAAGCCACUGCCCGUGCGCCCAGAGAGGUGUGUGCAUGCGGACGGGCGUGCACGGGAGACGUCCUGUGGGGCUCGGCUCGCGCUCGCGCUCUCCUCUGCACCGAUGCCCAGCGCUGACGAGCGACUUCAAGUUUUGCGGCCUGAUACCGAGAUGUGUGCUGUGGCUUUGUUACCCCGCUCAGCCACGCGUGUUGUAUUACGUCCUGGGCUCGGCUCCCUCCACUCUGCACGCAAGGUACUAGCGGCAGCAUCUGCUCGGAUCGCACAUUGCUAUCCGCGCCUUCCCUUAGAGAUUUCGGAGAAGUGGGGUGAGGCGUCCGCUGCGGGAUCGCCUGCAAGAUCUGGUGGUGGCCUCGCUGUUCUCAGUGUAGAGCUGCGUGUACAGGGGUACGCGGCUGUGCGCUCACCAUCGGGGUUUGCUGUUCGUGCGAUCGCGUGA
Messenger RNA from Sparassis crispa, 678 nucleotides. RefSeq lists its product as hypothetical. NCBI's taxonomy places the organism in Eukaryota, Fungi, Basidiomycota, Agaricomycetes, Polyporales, Sparassidaceae. The transcript has a single exon. The record is from RefSeq and is a predicted model, not a curated record. The coding region runs from base 1 to 678 and encodes 225 amino acids.